Symbiodinium sp. CCMP2456 is the source of this 648-nucleotide messenger RNA. The record is from the annotation of a GenBank genome assembly. Lineage: Eukaryota; Dinophyceae; Suessiales; Symbiodiniaceae.
GGAAAUAAGAUGAGCUUACCGCGAUCCUCGCAGUCGGCGCAGCUUGCACCCGAGGUAGGGGCCGACGCACCUCGCACCUCCGUAAAAGAGCUGAGGCAAGCCAUUGAGAUCCAGGAGCUGCGCAAGAAGCUCAGCACUGCGGAGGAGGAGGCCUUGGCUUUGCGACGCCGCCUCCGGGCCGCGGAGCUCGAGGCGCAGCAGUCCGAAGCCCUGGUAACCCGUUUGCGACAGGACCUCCGGCACUACGAGGGGUUCCUGCCAUCGCACCCGAAGAGGGGCGAGGAGAUCACUUUCGCGCCUCCCAGUCGACCGGUGACUCGCGAUGGACGCAGGCCAGCAACACCCUCUACGACGCCAUCUGCUAAACCUCCUCGGGGGCUCAGCAGCGACGAGCUGGAAGCCCUUGCUGUCCAGGAGAAGCGCCGCAGUGUGCAGCUGCAGAUGGCCAGGAACGCGCGCUCCGCCGCGCGGCUGGCAGCGCAGCGGGCGCAGGAGAGCUCGACUGAAGAUCCAGGAACGCCCAGUUCGGCGCGGGGGUCGCCCUCAGCAUCGCAGGCCGGACGCAGCAGCAGCCGCAGUGGCUCGCCAAAGCGUGCCGAACUGCCGAGGCCUUCGCCGUCACCUUGUCGCCGCUAUCGCCUCUUCUGA